This is a messenger RNA of Seminavis robusta, 5172 nucleotides long. The record is from the annotation of a GenBank genome assembly. Lineage: Eukaryota; Bacillariophyta; Bacillariophyceae; Naviculales; Naviculaceae.
AUGGCGUCGCCUCACUUGUUUGGUGGGCACGUCCCUGCUGGACUUCCUACUCGUCUCACGUUGACAGUUCCAGCUCCUCCUGGCGCUUUAGGGCUUCAAUUUGUCCAUGGAGUUGAUGCUCAGCAUCACCGUUAUGUGAUGGUCUCUCAUGUGGAGCCCUUUUCCCCAGUGUAUGGCAAAAUUGUUGUUGGAGACAAGAUUGUGGCAGUCAACGGUGUCAACGCGAUAGACCAAGAGGUGGCCUUUGUACAGGGUAUUCUGGCUGGAUGCCAGAGCACGACGCGACAAAUCUCUAUUUACCGUGACCAACAGCCUGUUGGCGUGCCACCCGUCUCGACUCAACUACAAAGUGCUAUGAUUCCAGCAAGUCGUUCUGGGUUUCAACAACGCGUUGCGUUUCGGCCAGUGUUGACCCAAACCGACCAAAGCCGCAGUGUUUCAUCGGUCCCAAGAUCCAACAGAGUUGUCGAUCGGUCUGCCGUGGCUGCCACUUCCAGUACACGAGUUGUCUUGAACCGCAACCGCAACAAGGAGAACGCGGCUCCCGCUACGGUGAAUCAAAAAUCAAAAAAACCUGGUCUCAAGAAGCCACCGCCUCCGUCGACGGCAUCAAUUUCAGUAGAGGCUCCUACCGUUUCCCGCAAAGCUUUCAUUGUGGGCCUUCCUGAAGGCGAAAUUGGGCUGACAUUCGCGGCAGGGACGGUGGAGACUAGCCAUUUCAUCCAAGUGACACAUGUCGAUCCCAAAUCUUCUCUCUCGGGAACAGUCAUCAAGGGCGACUGGAUCAGCCAUAUCAAUGGCAAGAGUACUCAAAGCAUCAAGGAGCAAGAGGCCAUGCGUCUUUUCGAGAAGCAGACAGCGAAGCGGAGGAUGGUCGUGCUUCGUGAACCUUCGUCCAAUGCACCAAAACCUCCGAGAGCGGCGACGGCAAAGUCCAAACCAUCGUCGAAACAAGCGCCAAAGCCAAAGGUAACUAUAACUGCAACUGCCGCGAAGCAACGGUUGGGCGUGGAUAGUGGAGCAGAGCCUACGAAGCGACAAUUGGCAACAGAAGCUUUUCCGGAGCAGAAACGAUUGAAGAAAGCCAAAACCAAGCCAGGGUUCAACGACGAUGGAACUCGCGAGUUACCGGAGGCAGAGGAUUGGCCCGAGCGUGGAUGCGUCUGUGAGCAUGGAAUCUUCUACUGUACCAAGACCAGAGAAAGCUUGGGGCAGGUCGCGGAGAAGCUUGGUGCUUCCUGGAGAGACAUGGCCGAAAACGUGUCCCACAAAACGUGGUACGGCAACCUAAAGUCGGCGUCAGUUUUCAAAGCGGACACACUUCUUUGCGUUCCAGACAAGCACAGCAAAUGGAAAAUCAAGCAGUUACGCAAGGAAGAGUUUCCAGAUAUGAUGCCCGAAACAUGCCUAGAUUGUGGACUUGCCAGCAAACCCGAGGAGUUGUUGCUCUGUGAUGGAUGUGACGGGAUGUAUCACUUGAAAUGUGUUUGUCUCGACGACAUUCCCAGUGGGGAUUGGUUCUGCUCUACGUGUGUGGAGAUUUUGAAAGCGAGAAAGGAGCAUGGCGACUUGACACUAAAAGAAUUCACUUUGUCAAAUGCGCCCUCAUUGGAUGCAGUAUUGUCGCCAGAAGAACAGGACAGGAUCCAUGGCCUAAGAGCUACGCUCGAUGACUAUCUCCAUUCGAGGCGUCGACAAGACUUGCAGCAUAUUGCCGACACCAGUGAUAUGGUCAAGUGGACCCUGCAGCAGCUAAUUCCGGAGAUCAAGGAAGAGAUUGCUCGUCUCGAAGCGGAAAUCAAACAAGCAAAAAGCGCCGCAUUGGCGAAAUAUGGCCUUCAGGGUUCAAGCUGGGCCCUGUCAUCUGGCCGCGAUUCGGACUUCAUUCAGUUUCGCGAGAAUGGUCGUGUCAUUCGUCUACAACGUGGCGACAAUAGAUUGAAUGGAUCAGCAUCUACCUACACGCCUGAGUGGAACGCAGCGCGGCAACGCGUAAUCCAAUAUUGGAACUUCGUCAAGUCGCGACCGUACAAACAGAAGAACGAAUCCCUCAACAAGAACCUGAAAGAUGCCAAAGAAAACCUGGAAAACACGAAGACUGAACAUGAGCAAGUGGACGGCUUAAAGGAAAAACAGCAAAAGGAAGCCCGACUGAUGUAUUCCGCCCUCCUCAAUGAGCCUCGACUCUCGGAUGAAACAGACUCGGAAUUCAGGUCGCGAGAAUGGCCCCCUCGCCUCUUGGGUCAGGUUCAGAUACAUAACGACGAAGACGUCAUUCUGUUGUCCUUGUUACGAGAGCCCGAUGAGCUGAUUCUCCUCGUCCCCUUGACCGCGACGAAGACGUCUGAUCUUCAAGACUUUGAACCACAAGUUGGGAAAACGUUUGCGGUGUUUGCUUGUGAGAGUCUGUUUCUCAAGGAAAGGGAUGACGAUCUCCCCAUGGACAAGAACAACGUACGAGAUGCGCAACGGCGGUUGUUUCAACUGCUUGUCUCGGGGGGAGAGCGAGAAAACCAACACAUUGUGGUGUCCUCUCCGAGUAUCCCGCCCACUGUCCGCCCUCGUGACACAGAUGCGUCUCAUUCGAAAUGCUUUGAUCUCACAGAGCUUGUGCGAGACUGCAAUUUGAGCUUGGAUCUGCCACUGGAGCCCACGCCAGAAAGCAUGGUAAACAAUGGUCUAAAGCUGCACCCGUACCAAGAGCAGUCUCUUCGUUGGCUUCUGGACAAAGAGCAAGAGAUCUCUAGCCUUGGGUUGGCAGGAGAAUUCUGGCACCGCUUACGGUUUCUUGAUCCGAUCGCGCCACCACAGAGCGAUCACAUGUACUUCUAUUGCGAACUAACUGGUUCGUUUGCCUUGGAUAUCUUCGAUUUCAAAACCGAUGUGGAUCAAAGUGAUGCCUCGGCAAAUCGCUUUGGGUGUCCAACAGGUGGAUGCCUUGGAAGCGAGAUGGGUCUGGGGAAGACAGUUAUCGCGAUUGCUUUGAUUCUGAAGAAUAGACCCCCGCCUCAUCGCACCGUGCUUCCGCGAGAGCAUUUGUGGAGCCUUAAGAAAAAUCGAGUCAUCGAUCAUGAUGACUAUGUGCCCCUUCCUCGGUUUGGAGCCACUGAAGCGGCGGCCAAAACCAACAAAGUGUCGAAUGGCACACUUGUGAUUGUGCCACAAACUCUUUUGGCUCAAUGGCAGACGGAAAUCGAACGAUUUGCCCCGCACUUGUCAAUCAUGGUCCUUCACUCGUGUGAAAACCCGACUUUGGCAGGCGUCGCGUCGGCAGACGUUGUCAUUGCCUCCACAUACAUCUUCCAACAGCACCGCAAUGCAAGAAAGACAGCCGGAUUCCUUCUCAGCUGCAUCAAGAAGGUGCAUUGGCACAGAAUUGUGGCAGACGAAGCCCACAACAACCAGGAGGAUCACUCCAUCACUCGAUUCGUAGGGAUCUUAUCAGCAACUCAUCGUCUAUCGCUAACGGGAACCCCGAUUGGGUCCAAGGUAACUGACUUGCAAGGACAGUUGCGUCUGCUCCGGCUGGCCCCUUUCUGCCGUCCUAAAUUCUUCAAGCAAGCAAUCAGUGAUCCAUACCAUGAAGAACGAAGCCUUGGAAGUCUUGCUGUCUUGCGGAGCUUAUUGUCGCAUAUUGUUUGCCGACACAGCAAACAACAGACCCAUGAAAACGGCAAAGCUCUCGUGGCCCUCCCACCCAGGACAAUUUCUACCGUUCUGCUCCAAUUUGGGUCCGAGGACGAGCAGCAACUAUAUGACAUUCUGGAGACGAACAACAGGACCUUACUUCGUAAACUCAAGCACGAGUCCAAGGCGACUUUGCAACACAACUUUGCUGAGCUAAACGCACUACUCCUUGCUGCACGUCAGGCCUGUUGUCACGUCUCCCUUGUGAAUCUUCCCAAGAUCGACCAUCACUUGAGACGAUUGCAAGACCAGACUGGGAAGGGAGGCUUCGCUGUGGCGAGGACAAAAUCGAACGCCAACGCCGAGGAAAGCCAAACUCGAGCGGGACUGUUGAAACUCGCGGCUGCCGGGGCGCGGCCAACUGCAAGACAGAGGAUGAUUGAUGUGGUCAGCCAAUUCCAAACCUCAGGGGCGCUCAUCGAAUGUUGCAUUUGUUUGGAUGCAACGGCUGAAACGAACAUCGCAAUUCCCCCGUGUGCACAUCCCAUCUGCGAUGAGUGUAUUUUGAGCAUCAUGUCCGCAGCUUCCGCAACACGUGAAGCCAGCGGCCAUUGUCCCACCUGUCGUGACACAAUUCGACGGUCCGAAAUCACAUUCCUUGGUGAUGCAGAGGACGCGGGAACCUUCACCACAAAGCCGCAACUUCAGACAGAGAUGGACACCUCAAAGGACGAGGUCCUCGAGACCAACUUGCCCAGUUUUGCUCUGACAGCCUCUGUGACCCACGCAUCCGUAACAGGCGCUUCCACCAAUAGAGUUGAUUGUGCAGUAUUGACAGAAGCAGAGACUGUACGCAAGACGCAGGAACGGCAAGCCGAAUUGUCUUGUUUGGAAGAGCUGCUGGUCUCAAGCUGCGUUCGAGCCGAGCCGAAAGUCGGGUCAAAGAUUGCCUGCCUUCUUCGUGAAGUUGAUGCAAUGAUGAAGAAAAGUGCUGAAUCCAAGUGUGUUGUAUUCAGUCAAUUUAUUCCUGUUCUGGAUGUUGCUGAAAUGGAGCUGGAGGCGCGGAAGAUUGGAGUUUUGAGAAUCGAUGCAACUCGAUCUACGGCAGAGAGAGCCGACGCCCUCCUCGAGUUCUCUAACAAUGCCAACAUCAAAGUGCUGCUUCUGUCCAUGCGAGCUGGGGCCACAGGACUGACACUGACCUCGGCGGAUCAUUGCUUCAUCUUGGACGUAACCCAGAGCCCAUCCCUGGAGGAACAGGCCAUUGAUCGCAUUCAUAGAAUUGGCCAAACUCGUCCUGUCACUGUCAAGAGAUUUGUCAUGAAGGGAACAGUUGAGGAACGCCUCCUCUCGGUCCGUCGAGCUCUUCUUGCCGACAAACCCCUUGCUUCUACCGGCGUUUGCGCGACCAUUUCCUUGGAUGAGGACGAGGAAAUCCAGGGCAAGAAGAAAGCGAAAGAGGGAGAUGCGGCGAAAACAGCCACCACCAAGCGCAUUGAGACAUUGGAAAAGAUUAUUGGAACGCUAGAACUUCAGCGGGCCUGA